Cuscuta europaea is the source of this 5879-nucleotide messenger RNA. Lineage: Eukaryota; Viridiplantae; Streptophyta; Magnoliopsida; Solanales; Convolvulaceae. The record is from the annotation of a GenBank genome assembly.
UAUUAUCCUCGAUCGGCUCUGAUCUCUGUCAAGGAAAGGCAAGUUGAGCUACUAGCUUCAUCAAUAUAGUGUGCUAGCUAUACUCCGGCCAUUUCAUAUAUAGCCUGCCACGGGCGCACAGCUAGCGUGCAUGUGUGGCGUACGUAAUUGAUAAAAGAUGUCGAGAGAUUUAGAUGAAGAUGGUCCGGCCAUAAUAUCAUAUACUGGUAGCAGGAGGAGUUUGGCUUCCGGGAGCUGGCAAUCCGGCAGCAGGCUCCGGCAGAACGACGUAGUGUUCGGACGGAGCUCGCGGCGGGAGGAGGAGGAGGAGUACGAGCUCGUGUGGGCUGCCAUUGAAAGGCUGCCGACGUUUGAAAGGAUGAGGAAAGGAAUGCUGACGAAGCAUGCGGCGGCAGUAGUGGGCGGUCACGGUAGAGUUGUUGCGGAGGAAGUGGACGUCACCAAGCUUCGUAAGCAAGAGAGGGAAGUGCUAUUGGAGAGCAUUCUCAAUGGGGUUGACGGAGAUCAUCACGAUCUUCUUAUCAGAUUUAGGGAAAGGAUUGAUCGAGUAGGAAUCGAUAUGCCGAAGAUUGAAGUGAGGUUUGAACAUUUGUCAGUUGUGGGUGAGGCUCUUGUUGGGCGUAGAGCAUUACGUACUUUAGCAAAUUCCACCAUGAAUGCAAUUGAGAAUGCUUUAAGGAUGGCUUACAUUUCCCCUUCCAAAAGAAGACGCGUUCAAAUACUCAAAGAUGUGAGUGGCAUAGUAAAACCAUCAAGGUAGCUCAGUUGGUCUAGUGGUGGGAGAUUUGGAACAAUGGAUCAAGGUUCGAAUCCCCGCAGCGACCCGGUGGAGGUCACAGAACCUGAAAUAAGGAUGGACCUCUGAUGCGCACGGGUGUAUGGACCUACUGCCAUUCUGCUGAUUGAGUCACCGUGACUAAUCUCCCCACCAUCCUGUCGGAUCUGAGCAUUUGUACAAAAGGAUCAGCCGCCAGCCAUGCGUGGUCCCACCUGUCAACUAUCACCAGGAACCUGCAGCACCUUUGUGCGGUCACCAAGCAUGCAUGGUGUGGGGUCUUCGGUGAAACAAAUGGCCAACAUUUUAAAGCUUGCUAAAAUUAAAAACAAAAUGUAAAAAAAAAUAUUGUGUAAAAAUUUAUUUUUUUGCAUCGAAAUGUUUGACUUUUUAAAUCAUAAAUAUUAAUAAAAAAAAGUGUCAUAUAAUUGAUGUGUGAUAAUAAAAGUAAGGAUUUAUACAUUUAUUUAAAAAAAUUGUGGUGAGUGAAUAUAUUGACGGUGCUGAGUUGCAGAAAAAAAAUGAUUGACUGAAUGAAUACAUAUGAAAUGGUGAUAAAUUUGAUUUAUUGACGGGAAGGGGUUGUGGGCGACCUAACAUUGCGGACCACUUUAUCCUCUCCAUCUGCCGUCUGCAUCACCAUUAGUUUUUGCUUCCGUUUUAGCUUCUGGCCUUGUGUGGCACCGUAGAUUUGUGGUGAUAGUACUUUAUAGUUUCUUAAGAGAAAACAAUUUUUAUGUAGUCAUACUCCCUUUACUAUCUAUUUCGCCUUCUCCCGGCCUAUUCCCUCUGCGGCUCUGCGCACAGCAGCUCUCCGAUUCAUUCCCUUUUUUAUUUUGUUUUCCCUUUUCUUUUUUUGUUGUCAAUACACCUUUCAAAUUUAAAACGUUUCAUUCCUUUCCCCAUUUUUACUACCCUUCUUAACCCACCAAUGUAUGAAAUUAGGAGUUUAAAAAUGUCAUUUUUAACAUUUUGAACUCCAAAUACCUCACUAUUCAGACUAGUCUUAUAUGUAGUAAUGUUUUUACUCAGAUUGUUUUCAGUCCAAGAUCAGAUCAGACCAGACCUGAACAUAUUAGUUACAGAGUAUAAAAUAUAUACAGAGACCAGACGUUUACCAGAUCAGAUCAAAUCAGACUAGAACAACAAAUUUCAGUCCAAUUUUGCAUUCACAAUUUUGCAUUUUGCUGAUUAUGUGAGUAUGCUCAGGAUGACAUUGCUAUUAGGCCCCCCUGGUUCGGGGAAAACUACAUUGCUUAGAACACUUGCUGGGAUGCUUGACGAUGAUUUCAAGAAGAGCGGGAAAGUUACAUACUGCGGGCAUGAGUUUGAUGAAUUUGUGCCUCGGAAGACAUGCGCUUAUAUUAGUCAGCACGAUCUUCACCACGGAGAGAUGACAGUGAGGGAAACAUUGGAUUUCUCGGGGCGCUGUUUGGGGGUUGGAUCAAUAUAUCAGCUUCUGGCAGAAUUGUCUAGACGCGAGAGAGCAGCGGGAAUCAAACCAGAGCCUCAGCUUGACGCGUUCUUGAAGUCCAUUUCAGUACCUGGUCAACACACCAGCUUGGCCACUGAUUACAUCAUCAAGAUUCUAGGAUUGGAAGGCUGCGCCGACAUCAUAGUUGGCGAUGACAUGAGGCGUGGUAUAUCUGGCGGGCAGAAGAAACGUUUAACCACAGGAGAAAUGUUGGUUGGACCUGCAAAAGUUCUUCUGAUGGACGAAAUAUCAACUGGAUUAGACAGUUCCACAACGUUUCAGAUUGUAAAAUACAUGAGGCAGUUGGUGCGCGUCAUGGAUGUAACGAUGAUCAUAUCUCUACUACAGCCUGCCCCCGAGACAUACAAUCUCUUUGACAACAUAAUAUUGCUCUCAGAAGGCCAGAUAGUGUAUCAAGGUCCAAAAGAAAACAUUCUUGAGUUCUUUGAGGAUAAGGGAUUCAGAUGUCCCGAACGGAAGGGAACUGCUGAUUUUCUCCAAGAAGUGACUUCCAAGAAGGAUCAAGAGCAAUAUUGGUUCAGAAAAGACCAGCCAUACAUAUAUGUAUCAAUUUCUGAAUUUGUAGAGGCUUUCAGUUCAUUCGGGGUUGGAAAAGAGCUAGGUGAUGAGCUUAGCAUUCCUUAUGAUAAGUCGAAAACCCAUCCCGCCGCAUUGGUGCAAAGGAAUUACGGCAUCUCCAACCUGGAAUUACUGAAGGCGUGCUUCUCUAGGGAGUGGUUGCUAAUGAAGCGCAAUUCUUUUCUGUACAUUUUCAAAACUACUCAGAUAACGGUCAUGUCCAUCUGUGCCUUCACUGCUUUCUUGAGAGUGGAUAUGCCAUAUGGGAGAUUACAAGACGGUGGGAAGUUUUGUGGGGCUCUUUUCUUCAGUCUGAUCAACGUGAUGUUUAAUGGGAUGGCUGAGAUUGCAAUGACGGUUAUGAGGCUUCCCGUUUUCUUUAAGCAAAGGGAUCAUUUGUUCUAUCCGGCUUGGGCUUUCGUCCUACCGAUUUGGCUCUUUAGGAUACCCAUCUCGUUUAUUGAAUCAGGAAUAUGGGUUGUUCUUACAUAUUACACAAUAGGAUUUGCCCCUUCUGCCGGAAGAUUCUUUCGCCAGUUUUUGACAUUAUUUGGUACACAUCAGAUGGCACUCUCUCUAUUCCGAUUCAUUGCAGCUCUUGGGAGAACAGAUGUUGUUGCUAGCACAUUUGGUACAUUUACCUUGCUAUUAGUGUUCGUGCUUGGAGGCUUCAUAGUUGCUAAGGAUGACAUUAAGCCUUGGAUGAAAUGGGGUUAUUAUGUUUCUCCUAUGACUUAUGUGCAAAAUGCAUUAGCUGCAAAUGAAUUCCUUCACGAAAGAUGGGGUGCUCCAAACACAGAUCCCAGAAUUGAUGAACCUACUAUUGGGAGAGCGAUUCUCAAGGAAAGGAAUUUCGUUACUGAUGACUACUGGUUCUGGAUUUGCAACGGAGCCCUCUGGGGAUUUUCCCUUCUCUUCAACGCUCUAUUUAUUGCAGCAUUGUCUUUCUUAAACCCUUUCAGCGAGUCAAAGGUUUCACUUUCUGAUGAAGAUGUAGAAGAUAAGGGAAAAGAGUCAUGUCAAGGUACGACUUCACAAGACAAACCCCCGGCUAUAGCAAACCAGUCAUCUAGGAAAGGAAUGGUUCUUCCUUUUGAGCAUUUGUCACUUUCCUUCAGCCACAUCAACUACUAUGUGGAUAUGCCCUCUCAAAUGAAGACUGAAGGAAUGAAGGAGGAUCGUCUCCAGCUCCUUUGUGAUAUUAGUGGUGCUUUCAGACCUGGUGUCUUGACAGCUCUUGUAGGGGUCACUGGUGCUGGAAAGACAACCUUAAUGGAUGUCUUGGCGGGGCGAAAAACCAGUGGGUAUGUUGAAGGUAGCAUCAGCAUUUCUGGAUACCCGAAGAAACAAUCAACUUUUGCCCGAGUUAGUGGUUACUGUGAACAAAAUGAUAUCCACUCCCCCAAUCUGACCGUCUACGAAUCUGUCCUUUAUUCUGCUUGGUUGCGCCUUUCUGCCGAUGUACUCAAGAAUACACGAGAGAUGUUUGUAGAAGAAGUAAUGAGAUUGGUUGAGCUUAAUCCUAUAAGAAAUUCCUUAGUUGGGCUUCCUGGAGUUGAUGGGCUUUCAACUGAACAAAGAAAACGGUUGACCAUAGCUGUGGAGUUAGUUGCUAAUCCAUCCAUAAUAUUCAUGGAUGAACCAACAUCGGGUCUUGAUGCCAGAGCUGCUGCUAUUGUUAUGCGGACCAUAAGGAACACGGUUGACACCGGGAGAACAGUUGUGUGCACAAUUCACCAACCAAGUAUAGACAUCUUUGAGUCUUUUGAUGAACUAUUGUUGAUUAGGAAAGGAGGGGAGGUGAUCUAUGCAGGGCCUCUUGGCUUUAACUCUCAGAAAAUGAUUGAUUAUUUUGAGGCUGUACCAGGUGUUCCUAAGAUCAAGGAUGGAUAUAAUCCAGCUACAUGGAUGUUGGAUAUCAGCACUGAUGCUGUAGAGGCCCAACUUGGAGUUGAUUUUGCAGAUAUCUAUGCCAACUCUUCACUUUACGAGAAGAAUCAAGAACUCGUAAAAGAACUAAAUGUCCCACCUCCUGAUUCCAAGGACCUUCACUUCCCCACAAAGUACUCCCAAUCAUAUGGUGAACAAUGCAAAGCUUGUUUCUGGAAACAACAUUGGUCUUACUGGAGAAACCCACAGUACAACGCUAUCCGGUUAUUCAUAACAAUAUUUACUGGCAUUUUCCUUGGACUUGCUUUUUGGGAUAAAGGGAACAAAUUCCAAAAGCAACAGGAUUUGCAGAAUAUUAUGGGAGCUAUCUUUUCUGCUAUAAUUUUCAUUGGAGCUACAAACACAACGUCAGUGUUAGCCAUUGUUGGUGUGGAGAGAGCAGUUUACUAUCGGGAACGUGCAGCUGGGAUGUAUUCAGCUUUGCCCUAUGCAUUUGCUCAGGGUGGUAUAGAAGCAAUAUAUGUGGCUGUACAGACCAUUUUUUACUGUCUUCUGAUAUACCCAAUGAUUGGAUUCGAGUGGAAUGUUGGAAAGCUUCUAUGGUUCUACUAUUUUCUAUAUAUGUGUUUCUUGUACUUCACACUGUUUGGAAUGAUGCUUGUAGCAUUGACACCUGGCAUCCAGUUUGCUGCCAUUGUGAUGGCUUUCUUCCUCACUUUUUGGAACCUCUUCUCUGGCUUCCUUAUUCCCAGAACACAAAUUCCGAUAUGGUGGAGAUGGUACUAUUGGGCCUCACCAAUUUCAUGGACAUUUUACGGGAUAGCAACGUCUCAAUUAGGGGAUAAAGACGAUCUGAUUGAGAUUCCUGGAGCUACUACUGUGACUUUGAAACAGAUUCUUAAAUUUUACUUGGGUUUUGAUUAUGAAUUUCUUCCUGUUGUUGGUCUAGCCCAUGUUGGUUGGGUUUUCCUCUUUUUCUUUGUCUUUGCAUGUGGUAUCAAGUUAUUGAACUUUCAAAGAAGAUAAUAACCUUUUCGCACAUAUAAUGCUAAUUUCUAUUCUCAAUUAGUGCGAUUGUGUGAAUGUAUAUGAAUAAUGAAUUAAUUUUCAUAAUAAAUCAUCCCUUUGAAUAGGGAUGGACUCGGGCCAGGCAUGACCGGG